AUGAUAUUCACGGAUGAAUCAACGACUUCUUUUAAAGGUGUCAUGACUGUGUUGAUGCAGUUUGGUCAGAUCUCUGAACAAGUAGCUGAGGUCUAUAAUAAGAGCAUAGAAGAGAGACUGUCUGAACUGGAUGAAGAUGGUGUAGACGCUUCAGAUGAUUCCUCUCAGCAGUCAACUCACCGGACUCUCACCAUUGAAGAAAAGAAUGAACUCUUUCUUAAGUGUACUGAAACAGAUGUGAAGGGGAACUAUUUUGGCAUUGGAUCUCUUAAGGUGACCCUUAAGAAAGGGAAAAGAAAAGAAAGCUAUGCUAGCAGCUCUUCUUCCUCCAUUACUGAGCUUCAUGAUCAACUUCGUCAAAAGAUGGCUGAGCACGACGCAGAGAAUGCUCGACGUGAUGUGGAGCAACAAGCAUCUCAAACUCGGAUUGCAAACUUGGAGAGGCUGGUAAUGUAUUGAAAAGAGAGUGAUCCUGCCUUUGUAGCUUUUGUUGCAUCUCAGCCACAACCAACUGCACCAGCCACCACAGCAGCUGCCAAUGCAACAGCCACCGCCAAUGCACCAGCCACAGCCGCCACUGCACAAAACAACGCAGAAGAAAUGGCUGGAGAAACCAAUCCAGCCACUGCACCAACAGGAACCGUCGCAGCCACAACGACACCUUCUCCAUCCUUCUAAGUACUUUUGUUCUUUCUCUUAUGAACAUGAUGAACAUGAUGGAUCUUUUGAAUGUAUAAGGUUAUGUGUAAGGCUUUUGAUUAGCAACAUUAAGGAUUUAAAUUAGCAACAUUUUGGAUGUAUUUGAAUUCGGAAUAUUUGUUUUUAGAAUC
Molecule: messenger RNA, 830 nt
Organism: Arabidopsis lyrata subsp. lyrata
Lineage: Eukaryota; Viridiplantae; Streptophyta; Magnoliopsida; Brassicales; Brassicaceae
Exons: 3
Coding region: 1-459 (152 amino acids)
Source: RefSeq, a predicted model, not a curated record